This is a messenger RNA of Punica granatum (pomegranate), 3535 nucleotides long. The record is from RefSeq and is a predicted model, not a curated record. Lineage: Eukaryota; Viridiplantae; Streptophyta; Magnoliopsida; Myrtales; Lythraceae.
ACCUUUUUUAUUCCGUCAUUUUAAUCUACCGAAUCUCAUGUUAAUUCGAGUCCAUUGGGCAUCCCUUACAUAAACGAUAUGUCCAGUCAUCAAACUUGAGAGACCACAAAAGGCUUAAAACAUGAACAGGACACUGGUCUCACGCACCGUGCCAUGUUUCGCCGCUUCCCGACAUCAACUCCCACUCGUACGACACUCCGCCGCAGACCGGACCCUUCUCUCACCACAUGCGCUUCUCUCUCUCCCUCCCCCGUUUCCUCGCCAAAGGGGUCUCCUUUCAUCUUCAACUCUCAGAAUCCAACUGAAGAACUUCUGAACCCAUCUCGCCCUCUUUCAAUCCCAUUGAAGAGAUUGGUCGAUGACUGCAGAACGCCUCAAACCCAUGUCGGUAGUGCCCCAAUCUCUUGGCCUGGCAGUUCGACUUUUAACUCCCAAGUUCAUGAUCACUUGGUCGCCAAGUACCAGGGUUCUUCGUGCUCUAAAGAUGCUAAAGAGCUGCACUUGCAGAUGUUCAAGACUGGGUUUAAUGGGAAUCUUUUCUUGGGAAAUACCCUCAUCAAUAUUUACGUCAAAAGUGGAGAUCUCGGCUCUGCACUCAAGGUGUUUGAUGAAAUGCCCAACAGAAACUCCGUCACAUGGGCUUGCUUGGUUUCAGGGUCCGUGCAAAAUCGCAGCCCCUAUAAGGCGUGCACACUUUUUAAAGACAUGAUCUUUGAAGGUUUCUCGCCAAACCAUUACGUUUUCGGCAGUGUCCUCAGGGCAUGCCAGGAGUUUGGCUCUGAUGGGCUCAAAUUCGGGAUGCAGGUGCACGGACGCAUCUCGAAGUCCUGUUAUGCAGGGGACGUUGUGGUUUCGAAUGUGCUGAUAUCGAUGUAUGGGGGUUGUUCGGGCUCCACAGAUGAUGCUCUUUCUGCGUUUUAUGAGAUAAAGUUGAGGAACUCUAUAUCGUGGAACUCAAUGAUAUCAAUUUUUUCUCAAAGAGGUGAUGUAGAAACUGCAUUCGAACUGUUCUCGUGCAUGCAGAGAGAUUGUGGUUGUGGGUAUGGUUUGAAGCCCAGUGAGUACACAUUUGGCACCUUAAUCACGGCAACCUAUUCUUCUGGUCGUUCGGGAUUGCAUUUGCUUGAACAGAUACUUGGACGGGUUGAGAAGUCUGGUUUUCUAAGCGAUCUUUAUGUUGGCAGUGCUCUAGUGAGCGGCCUUGCGAGGUUUGGGUUGACGGAUUAUGCCAAAGAUCUCUUUCAGCAAAUGAGCAUGAGGAAUGCGAUCACGAUGAAUGGAUUGAUGGUCGGAUUGACAAGGCAGAAGCGAGGAGAAGAAGCGACUGAAGUUUUCAUGGAGACAAGAGAUUCUGUUGAUAUGAAUAUCGAGUCAUUUGUUGUUCUUCUCAGCGCGUGUGCUGAGUUUUCUGCUCCAGAUGAAGGGAAGAAAAAAGGAAGAGAAGUACAUGCCUACUUUAUCAGAGCUGGCUUAAUUGAUGCUAAGGUUGCUCUUGGAAAUGGGUUAAUAAAUAUGUAUGCAAAAUGUGGUUCUAUCGAUGAAGCUAGAUCAGUUUUCACCUUAAUGAUCAAUAAGGAUUUGGUCUCGUGGAAUUCCCUGAUCUCUGGGUUUGACCAGAAUGAGUGUUUUGAAAGUUCAGGCAUGAGCUACCAUGAAAUGAGGAGAACUGGUCUGUUCCCUGGGAACUUCACCCUGAUUAGUACUCUGAGUUCGUGUGCUAGUUUAGGGUGGAUUCGACUGGGUCAGCAGAUCCAAGCAGAAGGCCUCAAGUUGGGACUUGAUUUAGAUGUAUCAGUUUCAAAUGCUCUUCUUGCUCUAUAUGCUGAAACCGGGCACAUUGCAGAGUGUCAGAGACUCUUCACAUUGAUGGCUGAGCAUGAUCAAGUUUCAUGGAAUUCCAUGAUUGGAGCAUUGGCUGAUUCCGAGCUAGAAGUUUCCAAAGCAGUAGAGUACUUCUCGAACAUGAUGCAAGCAGGAUGGAAUCCUAACCGAAUAACCUUCAUGAACAUUCUCUCAGCAAUUUCUUCCUUAUCAUUCCGUGAGCUUGGACACCAAAUCCACGCUUUAGUGCUAAAACACGAUAUUGGGAAAGACACCGCAAUUGAGAAUGCUCUCUUGGCCUGUUAUGGGAAGUGUGGAGAGCUGGACCCAUGUGAGAAGAUCUUCUCGAGAAUGCACGAGAGGAGGGAUGAUGUGAGUUGGAAUUCUAUGGUGUCAGGAUACAUACACAAUGAGUUCUUGACUAAGGCGAUGGACUUGGUCUGGUUCAUGCUGCAAAGGGGCCAGAGAUUGGACUCUUUCACUUUUGCAACAGUCCUUAGUGCUUGUGCCUCAGUCGCAACACUGGAACGUGGUAUGGAGGUUCAUGCUUGUGGGACACGGUCUUGCUUGGAAUCAGAUGUCGUAGUUGGCAGCGCUUUGGUUGACAUGUACGCGAAGUGCGGGAGAAUAGACUACGCAUCCCGGUUCUUUGAACUGAUGCCUGUGAGAAAUGUUUACUCCUGGAAUUCCAUGAUAUCGGGCUAUGCCCGUCACGGGCUGGGGGUGAAAGCUCUAGAACUCUUUAUGACAAUGAAGCUAAGUGGGCAAGCACCAGAUCAUGUCACCUUCAUUGGAGUUCUAUCAGCUUGUAGCCAUGUUGGCUUCGUGGACGAAGGCUUCCGGCAUUUUAAGUCCAUGACUGAGGAAUUUGGGUUGGUCCCAAGGAUGGAGCACUACUCAUGUAUGGUGGAUCUACUAGGUCGGGCAGGCAAGCUCAACAAGAUCGAGGAUUUCAUCAAUAGCAUGCCAAUGAAGCCCAAUGUGCUUAUUUGGCGGACAGUGUUAGGAGCCUUUGGCCGAGCAAAUGGUCGGAAUCAUAAAUCUGAGUUGGGGCAAAGGGCUGCUCAGAUGCUCCUGCAGUUGGAGCCACAGAACGCAGUGAAUUAUGUUCUCCUCUCGAAUAUGUAUGCUUCGGGGGAGAAGUGGGAGGACAUGGCGAGGGCCCGAAAGGCGAUGAGGCAGGCCCAGGUUAAGAAAGAAGCAGGCUGCAGUUGGGUCACGAUGAAGGAUGGAGUUCAUGUUUUUGUGGCUGGGGACAAAUCACACCCGGAGAGAGACGUAAUCUAUGAGAAAUUAAAAGAACUAAAUGCGAAAAUGCGGGAUAUGGGUUAUGUUCCCGAGACGAGGUUCGCUCUCUAUGACCUCGACUUGGAAAACAAGGAAGAGCUGCUAAGCUAUCACAGCGAGAAGAUAGCUGUAGCAUUUGUGCUCACCAGGAAAUCAGAAAUGCCGAUCAGGAUCAUGAAGAAUCUUCGGGUAUGUGGGGACUGUCACGUUGCCUUCAAGUAUAUAUCGAAGAUAGUUCGUAGAAAGAUAGUGCUGAGAGAUUUGAACAGGUUUCAUCAUUUCGAAGAUGGGGAGUGUUCGUGUCGAGAUUAUUGGUGAAUUGAUUCGAUAAGGAGGUUUUGGAUAAAUUUGACUGUUCAAUGAGAAGUUAUCAGUCGCAUCUCAGUUCGCUUAAAAAAUGGUAAGCUAUGGUUAGAUCGGCUUAUUA